Indicator indicator is the source of this 3240-nucleotide messenger RNA. RefSeq names its product ATPase H+/K+ transporting non-gastric alpha2 subunit (gene ATP12A). The coding region runs from base 1 to 3240 and encodes 1079 amino acids. The record is from RefSeq and is a predicted model, not a curated record. Gene Ontology annotation, biological process: intracellular potassium ion homeostasis; sodium ion export across plasma membrane; proton transmembrane transport. The transcript has 23 exons. Gene Ontology annotation, molecular function: ATP hydrolysis activity; ATP binding; P-type sodium:potassium-exchanging transporter activity. NCBI's taxonomy places the organism in Eukaryota, Metazoa, Chordata, Aves, Piciformes, Indicatoridae. Gene Ontology annotation, cellular component: membrane.
AUGUUCCAGCCUGAUUCCCGGGAGUUUAAUGCCAGCAGCAGGCUGGGCUUCCUCCUCUUGGACUGGGGCCACCGUGCCCACAAGGGCUUCUCCAACUUUGAAGCAGCUGUUCCCACCAGUGCCAACACCUUCUUUCUUUUGCAGAAAAAGUCUGAUGUUUACUCAGUUGAGAUCUAUGGGACCAAAGAGCUGGAUAAAAUAGAGCCUGGAGGUGGAGAUGAGAAGUACAAAGACUUAAAAGGCAACAAGAAGAAGAAGGCAGAAGAGCUUAAGAAAGAGCUGGACCUGGAGGACCACAAACUCACCACUUCAGAACUGGAGGGAAAGUAUGGAACAAACAUCAACAGAGGUCUCUCCAGUGCAAGAGCAGCAGAGGUUUUGGCUCGGGAUGGUCUCAACUCACUCACUCCUCCCAAAGCCACCCCUGAAAUUGUUAAGUUCCUCAAGCAGAUGGUGGGAGGCUUUUCCAUCCUCUUAUGGAUAGGAGCUGUCUUCUCCUGGAUUUCCUCUGGCAUUCAGAUUGCCCAGGGAGCUGAUUCACCCUUCGACAAUCUCUACCUUGGAGUCGUUCUGGCGCUGGUUGUCAUCCUCACUGGCAUCUUUGCUUACUACCAAGAAGCUAAAAGCACAAACAUCAUGGCCAGCUUCAGUAAAAUGGUCCCACAGCAAGCUCUUGUCAUCAGAGAUGGAGAAAAGAAGGAACUGCCAGCAGAGCAGCUGGUGGUUGGAGACAUUGUGGAAAUAAAGGGUGGUGACAGGAUCCCAGCAGACAUCCGUCUGAUUGCUGCUCAGGGUUGUAAGGUGGACAAUUCUUCACUCACAGGGGAAUCAGAACCACAGCCUCGCUCCUGUGACUUCACCCACGACAACCCCCUGGAGACCAGGAACAUUGCAUUCUACUCCACCACCUGUGUGGAAGGCACUGCUACCGGCAUCGUGAUCAACACCGGGGACCGCACGGUCAUCGGCCGCAUCGCCUCGCUGGCCUCGGGAGUGGGCAACGAGAAAACCCCCAUAGCUAUUGAGAUAGAGCACUUUGUCUACCUGGUGGCUGGAGUGGCUGUUUCCAUCGGUGUCCUCUUCUUCAUUAUAUCUGUUUCGAUGAGAUACAAGAUCCUGGACUCCAUCAUCUUUCUAAUCGGCAUCAUUGUGGCCAACGUGCCCGAGGGUCUGCUGGCCACAGUCACGGUGAGUCUGUCCCUGACAGCCAAGAGAAUGGCAAAGAAGAACUGCUUGGUGAAGAACUUGGAAGCUGUAGAGACACUUGGUUCUACCUCCAUCAUCUGCUCUGACAAGACAGGGACCCUCACCCAGAACAGGAUGACUGUUGCUCACCUCUGGUUCGACAAUCAGAUCUACUCUGCUGACACCAGCGAGGAUCAAACAACCCAGCCUUUUGAUCAAAGCUCUCCAACAUGGACAGCGUUGUCAAAAAUUGUAGCUCUCUGCAACCGAGCUGAAUUCAGACCAGGACAGGAGAACAUCCCAAUCAUGAAGAGAGUUGUGGUGGGUGAUGCCUCUGAAACAGCUCUGCUGAAAUUCUCUGAAGUCCUUCUGGGGGAUGUGAUGAGCAUCAGAGGGCAGAACAAGAAGGUGGCUGAAAUUCCUUUCAACUCCACCAACAAAUUCCAGCUUUCCAUCCAUGAGACUGAUGAUCCCAAUGACAAACGCUUUCUGCUGGUGAUGAAAGGGGCCCCAGAGAGGAUCUUGGAGAGGUGCAGCACCAUCAUGAUCAAUGGCAAAGAAGAACCACUGGACAGUGAAAAGGCAGAGGCUUUCCAAACAGCAUACAUGGAGCUGGGGGGCAUGGGAGAGAGAGUGCUGGGUUUCUGUCACUUGUACCUGCCUGAAAACGAGUUUCCAGACACCUACUCAUUUGACACGGAUUCCAUGAACUUCCCAACCUCUAACCUGUGCUUUGUUGGGCUCUUAUCCAUGAUUGAUCCACCUCGUUCCACAGUGCCAGACGCUGUCUCCAAAUGCCGCAGUGCUGGGAUCAAGGUUAUCAUGGUCACUGGUGACCAUCCCAUCACAGCCAAGGCCAUUGCCAGGAGUGUAGGCAUCAUUUCAGCCACCAGUGAGACUGUGGAAGAUAUUGCCAAGCGCCUCAACAUUCCUGUUGAGAGAGUCAACAGAAGAGAAGCUACAGCAGCAGUGGUUAAUGGGAUGGAGCUGAAGGACAUGAGCUUGCAGGAGCUGGAUGAAAUCUUGUGUAACCACUCCGAGAUAGUCUUUGCUCGGACAUCGCCCCAGCAGAAACUGAUUAUAGUCGAAGGCUGCCAGAGGCAGGGAGCAGUUGUGGCCGUGACUGGAGAUGGAGUCAAUGACUCCCCUGCCCUUAAAAAAGCAGACAUUGGAAUUGCCAUGGGUAUUGCUGGAUCUGAUGCAGCUAAAAACGCAGCUGAUAUGGUACUGCUGGAUGACAACUUUGCCUCUAUCGUCACAGGAGUGGAGGAAGGCCGCCUGAUCUUUGACAACCUGAAGAAAACCAUUGCCUACACCCUGACUAAGAACAUCGCUGAGCUCUGCCCCUUUCUCAUCUACAUCAUUGCCAGCAUCCCCCUGCCCAUUGGCACCAUCACCAUCCUCUUCAUCGACCUGGGCACAGACAUUAUCCCCUCUGUGGCAUUAGCCUACGAGAAAGCUGAAAGUGAUAUUAUGAACAGGAGACCUCGUAACAAGCAGAAAGACAGACUAGUGAACCACCAGCUGGCAAUCUACUCCUACCUGCAGAUUGGUAUCAUGCAGUCAGUGGGAGCCUUUGUCACCUACUUUACUGUGUAUGCUGAGCAAGGGUUCCUCCCUCUCUCACUGCUUGGAGUGAGAGUCGACUGGGAGAACAAUGACAUUAAUGACUUUGAGGAUUCCUAUGGACAGCAAUGGACCAAGUACCAGAGGACAUACCUGCAGUGGACUGGCUACACUGCUUUCUUCGUCAGCAUCACAAUUCAGCAAGUUGCUGACUUGAUCAUCAGGAAAACACGAAGGAAUUCCAUUUUCCAGCAGGGGCUUUUCAGGAACAAAGUCGUCUGGGUGGGUAUCUUCUCCCAGAUAGGAAUUGCUCUGAUCCUUACCUAUGGUCUUGGACAUGUGACAGCCUUGAAUUUCACACCUCUGAGGUUUCAGUACUGGUUUGUGGCUGUGCCCUUUGCAGUCUUGAUAUGGGUCUACGAUGAAGUCCGCAAGCUGCUCAUCAGGAGAUACCCAGGAAGCUGGUGGGAUAAGAACAUGUACUACUGA